Molecule: messenger RNA, 1665 nt
Organism: Nipponia nippon (crested ibis)
Lineage: Eukaryota; Metazoa; Chordata; Aves; Pelecaniformes; Threskiornithidae
Source: RefSeq, a predicted model, not a curated record
CUCAUCCCCUACCUGCUCAUCGUCUUCGUGGGCGGCAUCCCCGUCUUCUUCUUGGAGGUGGCCCUGGGGCAGUUCAUGAAGCAGGGGGGCAUCGCCGCCUGGAACAUCGCCCCCCUCUUCAAGGGUCUGGGCUUGGCCUCCAUGGUGAUCGUCUUCUUCUGCAACUCCUACUACAUCAUGAUCCUGGUGUGGGGGCUCUUCUACCUGGUGCACUCGCUGACGGACACCUUGCCCUGGGCCACCUGUGGCCACGCCUGGAACACCGAGCAGUGCGCCGAGCUCUUCCACCUCGAGCUCUGCCGCAACGGCAGCGCCAACGCCAGCGCCGGCACUGGGCCCUUCAACCUCAGCUGCGCCGACCUGGCCAGCAAGCGCUCGCCCGUCAUCGAGUUUUGGGAGAACAAGGUGCUGCGGCUCUCGGGGGACCUCAGCGAGCCGGGGGAGAUGAACUGGCAGAUGAUCCUCUGCUUGGUCACCACCUGGGUCGUCGUCUACUUCUGCAUCUGGAAGGGCGUCAAGUCGACCGGGAAGAUUGUCUACUUCACGGCACUCUUCCCCUACGUGGUCCUCAUCCUGCUGCUGGUCCACGGUGUGACGCUGCCUGGGGCGCUGGGUGGCAUCGUCUACUACCUGAAACCCGACUGGUCCAAGCUGGCAGAGGCACAGGUCUGGAUCGACGCCGGCACCCAGAUCUUCUUCUCCUACGCCAUUGGGCUGGGUGCCCUGACCGCGCUGGGCAGCUACAACCGCUUCCACAACAACUGCUACAGGGACGCCUACAUCCUGGCCGUGAUCAACAGCUCCACCAGCUUCUUUGCCGGCUUCGUCGUCUUCUCCGUGCUGGGCUUCAUGGCAUCCGAGCAAGGCGUGGACAUCUCCAAAGUGGCCGAGUCCGGCCCCGGGCUGGCUUUCAUCGCCUACCCAAAAGCCGUGACGCUGAUGCCCUUGUCCCCGCUCUGGGCCACGCUCUUCUUCUUCAUGCUCCUCGUGCUGGGGCUGGACAGCCAGUUUGUCGGCGUGGAGGGUUUCAUCACGGGCAUCCUGNGGCUGUGCCCGUGCCGGCGUGGAGGCGCCUGUGCCAGCGCGGGGCAGCCAGCGCAGCCCCGGUGAUGCGCAGUGCCGUCCCGGCAGGGCGGCAUGUACGUGUUCCAGCUCUUUGACAACUACUCGGCCAGCGGGAUCACGCUGCUGUGGCAGGCUUUCUGGGAGUGCGUGGUCAUUGCCUGGGUCUACGGCGCUGACCGCUUCAUGGACGACGUGGCCCGCAUGAUCGGCUACCGGCCCCUGCCCUUCAUGAAGUGGUGCCGGGGCGGGGGGGGGGGGCGGUGGUGCUGGGCCGUGGUGACGCCGCUGGUCUGCGUGGGCAUCUUCGUGUUCCACGUGGUGAACUACAAGCCGCUGACCUACAACAAGACGUACGUGUACCCGUGGUGGGGGGACGCCAUCGGCUGGGUCCUGGCGCUCUCCUCCAUGCUCUGCAUCCCCUGCACUGUCCUCUACAAGCUCCUGCGCUGCAAAGGCUCCCUGCGCGAGCGCUGGCAGCUCCUGACCACUCCGAUCUGGGGCCACCACCACCUGGAGUACCUGACACCCGAGGCAGAAGCCAAGCUGCUGGCCCCGGAGCCCCCCAAGGAGAAGGCGAUGCUCUUCGAGACUGUGAUCUGA